Messenger RNA from Centruroides sculpturatus (bark scorpion), 1227 nucleotides. Its product is annotated as reticulocyte-binding protein 2-like. Bases 139 to 1122 code for a protein of 327 amino acids. The transcript has 4 exons. NCBI's taxonomy places the organism in Eukaryota, Metazoa, Arthropoda, Arachnida, Scorpiones, Buthidae. The record is from RefSeq and is a predicted model, not a curated record.
UUCACUUUAAUGUAUUGUCCUUAACUUAGUUUUACUGAUUAUUUUUUAUGUUUUGAUAUACUUUAGUUUCUGAGUUUAAAACGAAAGACUCUGAUCAGAGAGAAAUGUCUGGAACUGACGGGGAACAAAACAGUUCCGAUGUACGUAAUUCAAAGGAACGUUGUAAAAGACGAAGAACCAAAACUCUCUGAAAAUGGAAUUACAGACAACACAAUUGAAGGAAUUUUCCAUGAAUCCGAAGAUACAGAAGAGUCUCCUAUUAAGAACAUUCCAAAGGCUUCUUUGUCUCCAGCGGAAAUCACUACAAUUGUAAAUGAAGGCUAUACAUUUCGACCGUUAUAUAGAGCAUUCUUGAAACUCGAGAAAUAUUCGUUAGUUUCAGAAAUUAUAUAUGAGGAAGAGGAGCCUGACUCUGCAGACGAUUUGUCGGAAAGUGAAUAUAACAUCGAAUCAGAUAUGAUCUCGAGUGAAGAUGACGUUUCUGACAACGAGAAUACAGACGAAAUAUUUGAAGAAUAUAAUGUCGAACGAAAUGUAUUAAUAACACCUCAACACGAAUUAUGUGUUUGUGAGUCACUACCAAUCAGUUCACAAUUAACUGGUUCUCAAAUUGAACAAUGCAAUUCAAAUUUAAUGACAAAAAUGGACGAAAUGUCUACCGUUUGUAAUGAAUUGGCUGUCACAGAGUGCAAAGAAUAUGUGGAUGAAUUUUCUACAUUCAAUGAAUCUAGAAAAAUACUUGAAGAAGAAAUGCUUCAAUUAUUAUCUGAAACGAGCCAAGAAAUAUUAGAAAAUGAUUUUAAAGAAAUUCAGCUCAAUAAAAGUGAAUUUGAAUUAAAUAGAAAUGUUUCACGGCUUGAUGAAAAUGUCUGCGAUGAUGCAAUUGGAUUAAAAGGAUUUAAAGAAGAAAAUAAUAAAAAUAAAGACGAAAACAAUGAAAGACAAAUGGUUAACAAAUUAACCGAUUUCAUGCUAAUUAAAAACGAUGUUCUUCCCAGUUCAGACGUGGAAGAAUCCUGUGCAGAAACAGAAAAAGAAGACGUAAACUGUUUGAAUGUCUUCGGAUAUUUACUUCGUAGACUCCGAGGAUUAUUUUUUCCUUGCCUACAUUCAAAGAAGUAACGUAUUUGGCAGUGAAAAGAUCAUAUGGAUUGAAAAUCUUUAUAAUUUGCAGUCCAGUAAUUUAUAUACGUGAUUACAAUAUCAAUAUUGUAAUUUUCGUUGGAA